AUGGUUUCACUUCCCAUAGUCCAAUAUGAAGAAAAAAUCAUCGAAACCGUUGAGCGGAAUCCUGUCGUGGUUGUCAUCGGAGAGACGGGUUCCGGCAAGAGCACUCAACUCUCUCAGAUGAUUCACCGCCGCGGCUACGGCAAAAUCGCCGUUACUCAGCCCCGUCGAGUCGCCGCCGUCUCCGUCGCUAGACGAGUCGCACACGAGCUCGGUGUUCAGCUCGGUGAGGAAGUAGGUUACGCUAUUCGAUUCGAGGAUAGGACUUCUCACAACACGCGCAUAAAGUAUCUUACCGAUGGCGUCCUGUUACGUGAAAGUCUGGCAAAUCCUGAGUUGAAGGAGUAUUCUGUUAUCAUAUUGGAUGAGGCGCAUGAACGGAGUUUAAACACGGAUAUAUUGAUGGGUCUGAUGAAACGCUUGGUUAAAGUUCGUUCCUCUGAUCUCAAAGUUUUGAUCACGUCUGCGACUCUUGAUGGUGAUAAAGUGUCCAAGUUCUUUGCUGAUUGUCCGGUAUUGAACAUCCCGGGAAAAUUGUAUCCCGUUGAGGUUCUUUAUAGCAGUGAGCGUCCCUCGAGCUACCUCGAGUCUUCACUGAAAACAGCUCUUGAUAUACAUCUUCACCAACCAGAAGGGGAUGUUUUAAUAUUCAUGACUGGACAGGAUGACAUAGAGAAGUUGGUAUCUAAGUUAGAAGAUAAGGUUCGUGCUCUCGAGGAAGGUUCCUGCAUGGAUGCUAUAAUCCUUCCCCUACAUGGUUCUUUGCCCCCUGAAUUGCAGAUGCGUGUAUUUAGUCGUCCACCUCCAAAUUGUAGACGAAUUAUUGUUGCAACAAAUAUUGCUGAAACUUCCUUGACUGUUGAUGGUGUAGUGUAUGUUAUUGACUGUGGUUAUGUGAAGCAACGGCAGUACAAUCCAUCUAGUGGCAUGUAUUCUCUUGAUGUUGUUCAAAUUAGCAAAGUGCAAGCUAAUCAGCGUGCAGGCCGAGCUGGACGAACACGUCCUGGGAAAUGCUACCGACUAUACCCCUCUCGUUUUUACAAUGAUGAAUUUUUGGAUGUUACAGUUCCGGAAAUUCAGAGAUCUUCCCUCGCUGGCAGUGUUCUUUACUUAAAGUCAUUGGACCUCCCAGAUAUUGACAUUCUAAGAUUUGACUUUCUGGAUCCUCCAUCAUCUGAAUCCUUACAAGAUGCGUUGAAGCAGUUAUAUCUGAUUGAUGCUAUUGAUGAAAAUGGUGCAAUUACAAGUAUUGGACAGAAAAUGGCUGAGCUUCCAUUAGAACCAUCCUUAGCAAGAACUUUAAUGGAGGCAAAAAAUUAUGGUUGCUUAUCUGAGGCUUUGAUUGUUGCUGCCAUGUUAUCAGUUGAGACUACAUUGCUGCCUGGGCAGAGAAAGACUGAGAAAAAGAGGAAACACUCAAUAUCUAAUCUUCCUGAUGGUUCUGGAUUGGGUGAUCACAUUCAAUUGCUACAGAUAUACCAUUGCUGGGAUCAAACUGAUUUUGACAUCGGCUGGUGCAAAGAUAAUGGCUUGCAGGUGCGAGGGAUGUUGUUUGUCAAAGACGUCCAUAAGCAGUUAUCCCAGAUAAUGCAGAAAAUAUCAAAGGGACCACUGGAUGUAAAGGCUAAUGGGAAAAGAGAAGAGUUCAGGCAAAAUUAUCGAAAUUUGAGGAAGGCUUUAUGUGUGGGCUAUGCAAAUCAGCUGGCUGAAAGAAAGAUGCACCACAAUGGUUAUCGAACUCUGGGUUUCCAAGCUCAAGUAGUCCAGGUGCAUCCAUCAUCUGUAUUGAGUCUUGAUGACCUGGGAAAGUUCCCAGACUAUGUUGUUUACCAUGAACUAAUUGCAACACCACGGCCAUUCAUGAGAAAUGUAUGUGCUGUUGAGAUGAGAUGGGUUAUACCCAUUAUUAACAAGCUCAAGACCCUGGAUGUGUACAAAUUAAGUGGUAGUAUUCAUCAUGUUGAGGAGGAACCUGAGAAAAAUCUUCAAGAUUUACCCAAGAAGGAUGUUGAGGUUACUAGUACUGCUGAUGAUCGUGAAAGUAGAAUCCAAGCUGCUAGAGAACGAUUUCUUGCUCGUAAAGACAAAAAAUGA
This is a messenger RNA of Sphenostylis stenocarpa, 2091 nucleotides long. The record is from the annotation of a GenBank genome assembly. Lineage: Eukaryota; Viridiplantae; Streptophyta; Magnoliopsida; Fabales; Fabaceae.